AUGCUCGAUCAAGCGCUAAGUUCCGCUAGUGACGAAGAAGGACGCGCUAUGAUCGAGGAGGCGAACAUCAUAGAGCGCAACACUGAGUUCAUGGAAGGUGUCGAGAUGGGCGACGAUGUUGACAGCGACCAUAAAGCUGGAAUUCCAAGCGGUGAACGUGCAGCAUGGCUACGCCAUUUUGACAUAAAUGUUGUCUCUCCUGCCAUGGUGAUACAGGAGUGCCUUCCCCUCCUACGGAAGUCCAUAGCGAGCGGGAAAUUGGGCACUGUCGUGAACAUAUCUGGUCGUAAGGGAUCCAUCGAAUUGUGUCCUGGUACCGAACGAGUACACGGAAACUAUGCCUACAUGUGCAGCAAG
This is a messenger RNA of Ostertagia ostertagi, 357 nucleotides long. The record is from the annotation of a GenBank genome assembly. Lineage: Eukaryota; Metazoa; Nematoda; Chromadorea; Rhabditida; Trichostrongylidae.